Molecule: messenger RNA, 691 nt
Organism: Argentina anserina (silverweed cinquefoil)
Lineage: Eukaryota; Viridiplantae; Streptophyta; Magnoliopsida; Rosales; Rosaceae
Exons: 3
Coding region: 169-456 (95 amino acids)
Source: RefSeq, a predicted model, not a curated record
UUUCCGAUUGCCAUCGUAUUUUCACUUCCCUCAGUUUUUCAGCUCCGGCCAGAUUUGCAACCCACAAAUUACCUGCACCGUUUUGAAAUCGGAAUCAAAUAAUUGCUUCGCCGGAAAGGGUCUGGGAUUACAAGUUUGGCAAGCUCUGAAGAGAACUAGGUUACAGAAAUGGGCAGCGAGGAGCCGAGAGACCCGUUGCAAGGGUUGGAUUGGAAAGCUGUUGGCAAUGAUAUGCAAAAGAACCCUGGUGAUAAACCGGUUAUAAAGAAGCGGCUUCCCAAGAGGAUUAGGCAGAUACCAGAGUGCUAUUUUCUCCCUCGAAGAUCCCGACUAUUUAACUUCACGUUUGUUAGCGCAUGUAUUGCUGGUGGAAUUGGUGCAGGGAUGCUGGUGGAGAUGUGGAUAAACAAGAAAGUUAGAGAAGAUGGAGGUGUCUUAUGGGAGUUUGACAAAUAAAGCCAGUGAUGUUUUGUGAAUGUAACAGCAUUAGAUUCCAAACUUCAGUAAAGAAGCAUUGGCUGCAGAAACUCUUCUGCAUUUGGUUUCUAAACUAGAAUUUGGCAUUGGAAUUUUGUAUCAGCAGAGACUUCUCUUUUGUUUCAGCUGUUGUUACAAUGAGUACAAGAAAUUGGCACAAAAUUUGUCUUGAUUGUUCUUCAUACACAUUGAAAAGAAUAAGAUCAGUGUUGCU